This is a messenger RNA of Branchiostoma belcheri (Belcher's lancelet), 2869 nucleotides long. RefSeq names its product heat shock cognate 71 kDa protein. Gene Ontology annotation, cellular component: plasma membrane; cytosol; cytoplasm. Gene Ontology annotation, molecular function: misfolded protein binding; ATP-dependent protein folding chaperone; ATP hydrolysis activity. Bases 199 to 2172 code for a protein of 657 amino acids. Gene Ontology annotation, biological process: cellular response to unfolded protein; vesicle-mediated transport; protein refolding. NCBI's taxonomy places the organism in Eukaryota, Metazoa, Chordata, Leptocardii, Amphioxiformes, Branchiostomatidae. The transcript is spliced from 11 exons. The record is from RefSeq and is a predicted model, not a curated record.
GAUUGGCUAAAUCCUCACACGUGAUUCACGUUUCCAGAAUAUUCCAUCCUUCCUUUUUAUAAAGCCGGCACCUGCGACACCCUCAGUAACGGAAACGGUAGAAAAUCAUCCACACUUGUCCUCAUUUUCCAAGCUUCCAAGAAGCCUUUUACAAAUCAUUCCUGUAUAUAUCUGCUGUAAAUACUAUAAGAACACAAAAUGGCAAAGAACGGACCUGCAGUGGGAAUCGACCUCGGAACGACCUACUCCUGCGUGGGGGUGUUCCAGCACGGAAAGGUUGAGAUCAUCGCCAACGACCAGGGAAACCGGACCACGCCUAGUUACGUCGCGUUUAACGACAGCGAGAGGCUGAUCGGGGAUGCCGCAAAAAACCAGGUGGCCAUGAACCCCAGCAACACUGUUUUUGAUGCCAAGCGUCUGAUCGGGCGACGUUUCGAUGACCCCUCCGUCCAGUCGGACAAGAAGCACUGGCCGUUCGAGGUGGUCAACGACGGAGGAAAGCCCAAGAUCCGUGUUGAGUACAAGGGAGAGACCAAGACCUUCUUCCCUGAAGAAAUCUCCUCCAUGGUGCUGGUUAAGAUGAAGGAGGUUGCAGAGGCUUACCUUGGCAAGAGUGUGACGAACGCCGUGGUCACCGUUCCCGCCUACUUCAACGACUCUCAGCGGCAGGCCACAAAGGAUGCUGGGACCAUUUCCGGCAUGAACGUCCUGCGAAUCAUCAACGAACCAACCGCUGCCGCCAUCGCGUACGGACUGGACAAGAAGGCAAAUAUGGGAACUGAGAAGAACGUGUUGAUCUUCGAUCUUGGCGGUGGCACCUUCGAUGUGUCCAUCCUGACCAUCGAGGACGGAAUCUUUGAGGUGAAGUCCACGGCUGGAGACACUCACUUGGGAGGAGAGGACUUUGACAACCGUAUGGUGAACCACUUCGUGACGGAGUUCAAGCGUAAGCACAAGAAGGACCUGACCUCCAACAAGCGUGCAAUCCGGCGUCUGCGGACGGCCUGCGAACGUGCCAAGAGGACCCUGUCGUCUAGUGCUCAGGCUAGCAUCGAGAUCGACUCCCUGUUUGAGGGCAUCGACUUCUACACCUCGAUCACCCGCGCCCGUUUUGAGGAGCUGAAUGCCGACCUGUUCCGCGGAACCCUGGAGCCGGUGGAGAAGUCUCUCCGUGACGCCAAGCUGGACAAGGCGCAGAUCCACGAGAUCGUCCUCGUCGGAGGGUCCACCAGGAUCCCCAAGAUCCAGAAGCUCCUGCAGGACUUCUUCAACGGCAAGGAGCUCUGCAAGUCCAUCAACCCUGACGAGGCUGUUGCGUACGGCGCCGCUGUCCAGGCCGCCAUCUUGUCCGGAGAUAAGUCCGAGGAGGUGCAGGACCUGCUCCUGUUGGACGUUGCUCCGCUGUCUCUCGGUAUCGAGACGGCCGGCGGUGUGAUGACGCCGCUCAUCAAGCGUAACACGACGGUGCCCACCAAGCAGACGCAGACCUUCACCACGUACUCGGAUAACCAGCCCGGUGUGCUCAUCCAGGUGUACGAGGGAGAGAGAGCCAUGACCAAGGACAACAACCUCCUGGGUAAGUUUGAGCUGACCGGCAUCCCGCCGGCACCCCGUGGUGUGCCUCAGAUCGAGGUGACCUUUGACAUCGAUGCCAACGGUAUCCUGAACGUUUCUGCCGUCGACAAGAGCACAGGGAAGGAGAACAAGAUCACCAUCACCAACGACAAGGGACGUCUGAGUAAGGAGGAUAUCGAGCGUAUGGUCACAGAAGCUGAGAAGUACCGCCAGGAAGACGAGUCCCAGCGUGAGCGCAUCGCCGCGAAGAACCAGCUGGAGAGCUACGCCUUCAACAUGAAGAACACGGUGGAGGACGAGAAGGUCAAGGACAAGAUCAGCGAGGACGACAAGAAGGCCAUCACCGACAAGUGCAACGAGGUCAUCAGCUGGCUGGAUGCCAACCAGAUGGCAGACAAGGAUGAGUUUGAGCACCAGCAGAAGGAGCUGGAGAAGGUUUGCAUGCCCAUCGUCACCAAGAUGUACCAGGCAGCAGGCGGCGCUCCACCGGGCGCAGCUGGUUUCCCAGGUGCAGGUGGUUUCCCCGGAGGUGCCCCAGGUGGUGAUGCAGGUGCUCAGGAGGGCGGCAGCGGGCCUACCAUUGAGGAGGUCGACUAAACUCUACCCCAACAACACCGAACCAAGCAACGGAUUCCAAACACGCCUCUCGCAGACCCCCUUACACUAAUCUCCUAGCAGAUCAUACAAUGGCAAGGCUGUAUAUCCAUUGGACAAGGCACUGGGACUAAAUAGUCACUCCUUGGCUAAGGGUUACUGACUUGCCACUGUAGGAUCUGCUUGGAGAUUACAGGAGCGAUUCGGCCUCUCGUAAACCCCUUAUUUAUCUCCAAGCAGAUCCUACAGUGGCAAGGCUGUAUACAUGUAUCCAUUGGUCAAGGCACUGUUACUAGAUGUUUAAUCUCGAAGCAGAUCAUAUGGUGGCAAGGCAGUAUCAUACAUACAGUGGCUAAUGGACACUCCUCUGGCCAAUGGAUACUGCCUUGCCACCGUAUGGUCUGCUUGUAGAUUAUAAAUGCUUAGUCCUUGGCUAAUUGUUACCGACUUCCCACCAUAGGAUCUGCUUGGAGAUAAGUUUACACACACCACGCCUAGCUGAACACUCUUUCACGGUCACUUCUUACCUUUAUUUGAAAGCUUCGAUAUGUAUAUGAGAGAUUAAAAGCAAUUGGAGAAGUUUGAAUAUUCUAUAGAGGUUAAGAACAGUGGACCUUUUAAUUAUUUGUUUAAACUGUCAACUCUUACCCGUCUUAUCCAAUGUUUCUGUUACUGAAAGGAUUCUAUAGUGUGGAAAGAA